AGUUGAUGUAAAGAAAAGAGGAAGGAAUCAGCAGAAUCAGGCUUUCUGGAGUAAGGAGAUACUUGGAAAAUCAGUGGAUGCUAAUUUGGAGAACAGCCCUCUCUGUCCCUAUAUAACAGGGUGCAGAACACUGAUUCUACACACACACUACACUUUCUACAGCCGUGACUGUCUGUGUGUGAAAUCAGAGAUUCUGCUAAAAUGAGGAACCUGUCUGCUCUGCUGUUUGUGCUGCUGCUCUGUUCUCUCCAGCUGGUCUCUAGUGGUCCUGAUCUUAACCCUGCAGACUGCUGUUCUAAACUGAUUCAGGUGAACUUGCCCCUCAAGCACAUCGUGUCCUACAACUGGAGCAGAAGCGAUUGCUCCAUCAAAGCUGUGGUCUUUAAGAUGAUUAGUGGAAAGGAGAUAUGUGUGGAUCCUGCCUCUGACUGGGUCAAUGACCACAUGAAAGCAGUGGACCAGAGAACAGUAUCUACUACUGGAAACCCAACAUCUACACCUGCUACUUGAAAUACAACAUCCUCCAAACAUUGAAGAUGACCAGCUAAAGGCUAUGAAAUGUCUAAGAUUUUAUAUCACAUACACACUGUAUAUAAGUACAUAUAACCGUCUACCAUGAGGGACUAUUUAUCUUAAAUAUUGGUAAAAUAUUGGUAAAAGUCUUUUUUUUUAUAAUAAAGUCAGUUUUUCAAAAAUGCA
Molecule: messenger RNA, 699 nt
Organism: Electrophorus electricus (electric eel)
Lineage: Eukaryota; Metazoa; Chordata; Actinopteri; Gymnotiformes; Gymnotidae
Product: monocyte chemotactic protein 1B-like
Biological process (GO): immune response
Cellular component (GO): extracellular region
Molecular function (GO): chemokine activity
Source: RefSeq, a predicted model, not a curated record